Messenger RNA from Triticum dicoccoides, 1333 nucleotides. RefSeq lists its product as uncharacterized. Bases 195 to 932 code for a protein of 245 amino acids. The transcript has 5 exons. Lineage: Eukaryota; Viridiplantae; Streptophyta; Magnoliopsida; Poales; Poaceae. The record is from RefSeq and is a predicted model, not a curated record.
CCGUGGCCUUGGUUCGUCUCCACGCCCCCCAUAUUUCCCAUUCCUUUCCCUGCCCUGCUCCCACCCACAUCUCCACCUCCACCCUCCUCCUCCUCCCUCUCCAUCCACUCCACCGGCGCAUCGGGGGUGUCUCCGUCUCCGUCCGGCCGUCGUGGUUUUCUUUCUUCCCGGGCUAGGACGCACGCACGCGCGACAUGGCCGCCGCAGCUGCCGCCGACGACGCGGUCGCCGCCGACAUCAUCUGCUCGCUGCGCGGGGCCGACCUGGCCGGGUGGACGCCGCCGUGGAGCAAGCGCGCGAGGCCGAUGGAGGGUGAGCUGUCCUGGCCGGCCGUGGCGCGCGGGAAGCGCUCGCGCCGCCGCUCUCCGGCGUCGUCGUCGGCGACGGCGGCGGGGAAGGCGAGGUGCGCCCGGUCCAGCCCGGCGUCGCCGCUUGACUACAGCGCCGGCUCCGCCUCCCUCCGUUCCGGCGCGUCCACCAGCGGCGGCGAGGACGGCGCCUUCUGCUCGCCGUGGCACCGCCGCGCGGCCACCGCGCCGGCGACUACGACGAAGGCGACGAAGGUGGGCUCCAUCCGACGGCCGCAGUUGACCUUCCAGGCCCCGCCUCCACGGCCGGCCGGUCAGAGGCAACGGAAGAAACUGAGGCUGCCGGAGGUCCAGCAGCUGGUGCGGUCGCUCGCCGUGGAGAACGAGAGCCUACACGAGGAGAUGCGGGAACUGCAGAGGGCUUGCUCCGCGCUGUCGAAAGAAAAUGACAAGCUUGAGAUAAGAAUAGAGCAAUCCAACUCACGGAAUGAAGCCACAUUGAAGGAGCAGAAGGGAAAGCAGCAGCUUGAUCAGCAGCAGCAGCAGUCCCCACAUGACAGCUUCGCGCUACCAGAUCUCAACCUUCCUGCGCAGGACGGUGCUGAUGGGUCAGUCCCUUGUUGAGCGCUCCAGACCACCACCGCGGCUUCGCUAACCGAAUAACAAAGUGUACAUAGAUGUAGCAGGCUUAGCUAGACGUGGAGGGGGCACGGGACGGGAGUGCCAUCUAAAGAAAAGAAUGGCACGGAUUUCAUAAGUUUUUAGAAUUUUUACAGGGUCAGGUGUCACUAUCCUGAGUGACAAGGUCAGGUUGUAGCUAAACAAAAUGACUAAUUUAGCUCAUCUGCUAACUGUUUCUUACCUACCUACUAGUGCUUCUAUGAGGGGUGGCACAGAUCAAACCGAUUCACACUGUGUAGCCGAUUUAGAUGCGUUUAUUCAUGUUGCUUUGUUACAGGUGAUGAUGGAAAUGUUGUCUGUGCAGAUUUGGUUACUGUAUGAAGUAAAUGAUCGCUUGUUCUAUC